GACCCCCGCACCCUUCCUUGUCCACACCACCACCACCGUCGCGUCGUCAUCCUCGUCAUCGUCAACAACCUCGAGCUACCAGUCUUCCCGCCACAGAAUUCACUGACUCAUUCGUCGCCCAUGCCGGCGAACGCGAACGCUCGCUCCGGUGUACCCCAAGAGAAAGACCCAGCGUCGACAAAGGCGCGUGAGCAGGAAUGGAAACGUGCGAGAGGUGCCAUAAGUUGUGCAGAGUGUAGAAGGCUCAAGCUAAAAUGUGACAAGACUGUACCGUGCUCCUCUUGCAAACGAAGAGGAUGUGCUCCUAUCUGUCCCAACGCAAGUAGCCGGUUUGCAAUACACCGCAGCCUCGUCACAGGCCAAGGCACUCGCUUUGUUCUGGCCGACACCGACCGAUUACACAACAAAAUAACGGAAAUGAGCACACGGAUACGUCAGCUCGAGGAUGCUCUCGCGCUCUCCCACUUCAACAGUUCUCGAGACCCGCAUCCUCUCCUUAGCCGUGAAAACCUCAAAGUCAAGUCAAUCAUCGACUUGCACGCCGCACCCAACGCAGGCCCUCUUGAUGGCGAAACGAACGGCGAGGGCGAGGGAGAUGGAGACGACACCCCGUCCCUCGAUAUUUUUGGUACUCUGGCACUGAGAGAUGACGGCGGCUCGACAUUUUAUGGGCGUUCUGCAGGUCAGGAGAGUCUUCUUCUGGGAGAAAGCGACACGCCGGAAGGGAGCCCUGCUGGAUUUCAAGACGGCGAGUCGAGUCCAUCCAUUGCCAACGUCGCUUCUCUGGCGGAGGUAGCCGCUACUGCGGGAACAUCUACCGGCCUUCCUACCCACGUCCUCCAAGUUUCGUCCGCUUUCCCAGAUGCAUCUGUCAGCAUGCCCCGGUACACUCUGGAGGCCUAUCUUCCGCCAUACGCACGGGCAGUCGAACUGAUUGCGCUCUAUCUCGAGAUUGGGCCUUGGUUCUUCGGAGCAGUCAAGGAGCGGCAACUGAACGAGGAACUUAUUCCUAUGUUCUAUCCGCUGGACUGCAGAGCCGAAGAUACCUACUCCUCCCCCUCGGCCUCAGGUUCUACGUAUUCUGCACAGAGCCCUAGCAACAAUUCUGACACCCAAGGGCAGACUCCUAGCAGUACAUCGGCCCAGCCCAGUUCAGCAGCUCAGUCUCCUGCUGCGGCGUUUACUCCCGGUUCAACAGGAGGUGCCUCUCAAUCGACCUCCAGCUCUUCCCUACCGGACCCGACUCCUCACGAUCUCUCGCUUCUCUUUAUCAUCUUCUGCUUCGGGGCUCUGGUCGACGAAAAUCUUCCGGCUGCACCUAACAAUCCAGAGGCGGAGCGUUAUUUCCUGUUGACGAGGGCUGCAUUGGCGCUCGACCCGGUUUUGGAUAGGGCGCCGGCAGUGAGCACGGUCCAGGCGUUGAGCAUGAUGGCGAUCUAUAAUGGCCUGGUGGCGAAUGAGACGAGUAUCGAGAGCACGUGGGCGUAUUGGGGGCUCGCCGCGAAGUUGUGUCAGAGUAUAGGACUCCACCGUGAUUGCGCGAGAUGGAAGCUGUCUCCGGCCGAAGUGCAAAAGCGGAGGGCUUUGUUCUGGGAGCUCUUCAUCACUGACUGUUGGCAGAGUCUUGCGACGGGCCGCCUGCCAACUUUCGCGUUAGCCUUUGUGGACUGUGAGCUUCCGCAGGAUACUGAACAGACCUUAUCAAAUGAUGGGAAGCCACAACAUUCAUUUCCGUACUGGAAAGCUUUGUUCGGGAAACAGUGCGUCUCUGCCGUCGUCACAGGCAUUCUCACAGCGCGCCCGCCAAAGUACUCCGUCAUCGUCGAGGUCGACAGACAGGUGCGGGACCUGGACUUGCCACAAUAUGCCGUCGAUCCACCGCCGAGGGGUGCGGGUCUGAGUGUGACGAUGCAACAUUAUAUGCCCAUCAAUUAUUUCCAUUUCACGCUCAUCUACACCCACCGCACGUUCUUUGCGCAAGGGCUCUGCGACCAACCGCUCGACCCGCUGAAGUCACAGUAUGCGCCGAGUAUAUUGGCGGGGUAUAGGAGCUCUUGUGAUUUGUUGUUGUUGUUGAGGGAGCAGUUCACGUUGUUUCCGGCGAGGAUAGCGAGGUUCUGGGUGUUGUGGACCCAUGCGUUUUCGGCGUCGGUCAUGCUCGCGCUGAUCCCCGUCCGCGCACCACAGUCGAAACUGGCACAUACGGCUCUUAUGGAACUCAAGCUCGCCUCUGAUCUCUUCGAGGAAGCCGCUCCGUACGGCGGGCGCGCGGGGAAGAUGUUGCCAGUCGUAAAGCGCCACCUCUCGAAAGCGUACAAUUCCUUCCAGACCGCCCGUUCGCAGCUAUCCAAGACGCCCGAGGGAAUCUUUGCGCAUCCCGAUCGGGACGAAUUUUCGAUGUUCUCUGGGGUUACGCAUACGGUCAAUACGCGUGCGAAGAUGCAGCCUCCGAGGCUGAAGAUCACAGGGAAGAGUUCGUCGACACCUGCAUCUACGUCGGGAGGUUCAGGUUCGGCGCAUGGAUCGCAGACUGGUACGCCUAGUACGACUAUGCAUACGCCUGAUAUGGAGCACCCUGAGGCACAAUCACAAUCGCAGCAAGGACAAGGACACAAUCAGCUUCGGGCUCAGAGCCAAGGUCAUUCAAGUCAUAGUCAAAGCCCGAGUAUGGAUACCGAUAGUGCUCAAGGCCAGGCAGCGGAGCCAUCGCACGUACAGAAUCAAGCUCAUACUCAAGCUCAUCAGCAUCCGUACGAGGGAGACUACGCUCGUACCCAAUCUCAAUCUCAGGACCAACAACAAAUCCUCCAGUACCCCGAAUAUCCCGAACAACACGCCAUGGUCGUCGAGCCGCCAGUGGUGGCGUGGGGCCAGGCGCAUCUGCAUGCGUCGCUCGUCAACCAGCUCGCGACGUUCGACGGGACUUUGGAUGCGCAGAUUAGUAGUGGGGCGGCGCAGCCGGGGGUGUGGCAGGGUAUGCCGGCUGUUAUGGAUGUCGGUCAUGGUCAUGGCGGAGGUGGGGGUGGAGGUGGACAUGGAGACGGUGGUGGGAGGAUGGAAAUGAGUUCGUUCGUGGAUCAUCAUCGUCAACAGGGCGGCGGUGAGGCUGGUGGUCACAGUCAGGUUCCGUCGUAUUCGCAGGUGGCGCCCAUGCAGCACGUACCGGCCCAGGCUCAGGCUUUGGUGCCACAUCAAUCGCAUGCUGUUUAUGACCCGCGGCAACAGCAGCAGGUUCAUUCGACGUAUGAGAGUGGUGUUGAACGUGGAGCGCCGUCUGGAAUACCGUCGUCGUAUCCCGCCCAUUAUGACCACCAUCCUCAGCAUCCUCACACUCAAGACGGACAGGGGUACACUCAGCACCAGUAUUCUUCGACUUCGUACUCCGCCUCUUCUUACGAUGCCGGACCUUCACAUUCGCAUUCACAUUCACAGCAUCAGCCACCACCAUCGGACUCGUAUCAGCAUCAACAUCAACAGCAGUAUCAUGUGCAGUAUAUCCAGCAUCCUUCUGGCCAGUCACAACAGCAUCAACAUCCACAUUCGCAUUCGCAAGGACAGCAUCAUCUUCGGAGUCGACCGUCAUACCAGGAUAUGUCGUCGAAUUCAGCAACGGCGACAUAUGCGCCUUAUUCCCAAGCGUCCACGUCUACGUAUUCUGCGUCGACGGAUUACGGUGUUCCGGCCCCUGACUCUGCAAUGAGUGAAGUGCCACCACAUAACACGACUGGUCCCGCUUCUGGUCAUGGUCCCGUCCCAGAUGCACACCAACAUCAGCAACAGCGGAUAUGGAACGUCCCGCACAGCGAGCUGCAGAAUUAUGCGAGACCGCCUAGGGAUAAAGCACGGGACAGCGCGGUGCGGAUGAGCGGGGAUUUGAGCUUGACGGAGGCGUGGAGUGCGUUUAUGAGUCAGAAUUUGGAUGUGCCGGGUGGUCCAGGCGGUCCCCCGGCGGGGAUUCAGGGGAGGCGGUAACAACAGUACUCGGGAGGAACGACUUUUCCCCUAGCUUUAGAGCUCCGAGCUUCAGUGCUAUGGAAGGUCGAUUGGAUGGAUUCUGCGUCAUGGACGUUCGUGUUUUUCUUUCUGUGUCUUGGCUGUUACGUAGGAUUUGCAUGUUUUCUUGUCUCGUUGCAUCUGAUAUGUUCGUGAAUCGUGUGCAUUUAUAUACUCUUGUCUGUGUUUCUAUCCAUCUAUCUCUUUUCUGAAUCUCUUGCGUUUUUCCCUACACAUUCAGUCCAACAUCAAUCUCCCUUCCCAUCAUGACAUGCUUUAUGCAUACAGUAAUUGCAUCGUAUCGUAUCGUUCUCGUGCUCGUGUUCUUCAUUUGGCUGCGUCACUUGUUUGAAGUUGUGCAUCAUGUACUUUAUACUCUUUGCCUCAUCUGUACCUCUUGCGGAAUGGUAAUUUCUUGGAGUUGUUGUUCGUUGCGGUGAGCCCUUUGGUGGCACGUUGGACGGGCGAAUGAGAGGUUUUUGUAGUGCGUGUAGCUACUGUACUCAUCGGCAUGAAUGCACACCGUUUUCUC
This is a messenger RNA of Stereum hirsutum FP-91666 SS1, 4525 nucleotides long. RefSeq lists its product as uncharacterized. Lineage: Eukaryota; Fungi; Basidiomycota; Agaricomycetes; Russulales; Stereaceae. The transcript is spliced from 14 exons. Gene Ontology annotation, molecular function: DNA binding; zinc ion binding; DNA-binding transcription factor activity, RNA polymerase II-specific. Bases 121 to 3972 code for a protein of 1283 amino acids. Gene Ontology annotation, biological process: DNA-templated transcription; regulation of DNA-templated transcription. The record is from RefSeq and is a predicted model, not a curated record.